AUGGAGAACUACAUCAGAGUUGACAAAGACACACUUGAUACCAUUACCUAUGCCAUUCUCGGGUUUGCUGGAUUCGUCGCUAUUUCUCAGCUGUUCCUAACUACCGGUGCGUCCUACGGACGGUACAUCCGGGAAGGGUAUGGGUGUUAUAUCAACUCCAGGCUGGCUUGGUUCGUCUGGGAACUUCCGUCCAUUACCAUUCCAAUAGUACUUUUAGCAUUCACGACCUCGCCAAGGAUAGGGGAAUCACCGAACCAGAUAUUGUUUGGAUGUUUUGUUUUACAUUAUAUACACAGAUCACUUAUUUACCCGUUCUUGAUAAGGGGAGGUAAGCCUGUCUCUCUGGUAACUUUUGUGUUUGCUGUGCUGUUUUGUAUAUUCAAUGGAUAUUUGCAAGCAGCAUAUCUCUUACACCACGCCGAUUUCGGGGAUGACUGGCAUAGGGAUCCACUAUUUUACAUUGGUUUACUGAUAUUUUUCUCGGGAUUAAUCAUAAAUAUUCACUCAGACCACACUUUAAGGACUCUGAGAAAACCAGGCGAAACCGGAUACAAAAUUCCCAGAGGUGGUCUGUUUACGUACGUAUCUGGAGCCAACUUUCUCGGCGAGAUUACUGAAUGGUUUGGGUUUGCACUUGCUAACGGAACUUUGUCAUCCGUGGCUUUUUUCUUCUCCACCACAGCCUCCAUAGCGCCACGAGCUUUCCAGCAUCACCGGUGGUACAUAGAAAAAUUUGACGACUAUCCUAAAGAUCGGAAAGCUCUGAUUCCACUUGUUAUAUAA
This is a messenger RNA of Ylistrum balloti, 783 nucleotides long. Its product is annotated as 3-oxo-5-alpha-steroid 4-dehydrogenase 1-like. Gene Ontology annotation, biological process: steroid biosynthetic process. Gene Ontology annotation, molecular function: 3-oxo-5-alpha-steroid 4-dehydrogenase activity. The record is from RefSeq and is a predicted model, not a curated record. The transcript is spliced from 5 exons. The coding region runs from base 1 to 783 and encodes 260 amino acids. Lineage: Eukaryota; Metazoa; Mollusca; Bivalvia; Pectinida; Pectinidae. Gene Ontology annotation, cellular component: membrane.